Messenger RNA from Cylindrotheca closterium, 702 nucleotides. The record is from the annotation of a GenBank genome assembly. Lineage: Eukaryota; Bacillariophyta; Bacillariophyceae; Bacillariales; Bacillariaceae.
AUGCAUUGCAUCUACUAUCCAUACCAACAAUACCAACAAUACCCCACCAAUUAUCAGGUAUACGCUGAAGAGCGAGAACAAGCCCCAAUCACUGCAUAUGAGCCUUAUUGCUGGAGAGAGGAUGCCGCUUCCCCACAUCUUAUUGAAGACAGCGACUGCGAGAAGCCAAGAGUGCGAUUUGCACCUGUCAAUAAGGAACAAAGCAUGGCACAAAGCCCACCACCACGAUUCGAGAAAUUGACUCGGGAGAUUUGCUAUGCUCAAUGGUUUCAAGCCAAGGAGCUCUCCAUCAUCCGAAAAACAGUUCGUGCUGAUGCUGCCAACGUUUCAUCCAAGGUGGACAAGAGCGGUCUAGAGCGAUACACUUGGGAAAGAAUAUGCGAAAAGAAGAAGGCUGUCCAAGAGGUUAUCCAGGCUCAAAAACUGAGCAAGGACCCUCACUAUUUGAAGAAUGUUGUGAGAAAGCGAUCGGUUCAAAGCCGUCGCUUGGCAGCAUAUGAGGGACAAAAGAUGUGUCAUGAAGCUUACGGCUUCCCAAGCUACUCUACAUAUGAAAUGGAACCCGCUCAACCGGUUUCUUUGAAGCGCAAGCCAUGGGACUGUCCACGUAACAGCUAUGAGGACCAAGGGAGACGUGUCCGUCAACGAACCCUUAUGCCUACCGUGCCAACAGCACAACAAAGCUGGCCAUUGUACAAUUAA